Nicotiana attenuata is the source of this 1839-nucleotide messenger RNA. RefSeq names its product 3-isopropylmalate dehydratase large subunit, chloroplastic-like. Gene Ontology annotation, biological process: amino acid biosynthetic process. Bases 117 to 1661 code for a protein of 514 amino acids. The record is from RefSeq and is a predicted model, not a curated record. The transcript is spliced from 15 exons. Lineage: Eukaryota; Viridiplantae; Streptophyta; Magnoliopsida; Solanales; Solanaceae. Gene Ontology annotation, molecular function: 3-isopropylmalate dehydratase activity; 4 iron, 4 sulfur cluster binding.
UCAUCAUUCACAGCAUUUAAAGAAAGCUCGCAUUUUAUUUAAAAGAACUUUAUUUCCAUUCAGAAAACUGUUAGUGACUGAACCAAAAAACUUAAGCAAAAUUCAUACUAUCAACAAUGGCGUCUUCAGCUAUAGCCUCAAGCUCUACGCCUUUCAUCAACAAGUUAUUUGUCAUGCAGAAAGAUGUAGGACUAUCAGCUUUCUCAUCACAGCCUUCAUUAUGCAUUCAAACUGCCAAGAAGAAAAUGGUUUCCAAGAAAAUAUUCUCUGUGAUGUCGCCACAGCAUAGUGAACGCAAACCAGCCACCACUGGCUCAGUAAAGACUGGGAUGACUAUGACUGAGAAGAUAUUAGCUAAGGCUUGUGGCAAGCCUGAGGUUACUCCAGGUGAAAAUGUAUGGGCCAAUGUUGAUGUUCUAAUGACACAUGAUGGUUGUGGCCCUGGCACUAUUGGAAUUUUCAAGAAACAGUUUGGGCAGAAUGCUAAGGUAUGGGAUCCUGAGAAGAUUGUUGUUAUACCCGACCACUUUGUAUUCACGGCCCAUGAACGAGCACACCGUAAUUUGGAUACACUGAGGGACUUCUGCAUUGAGCAAACUAUUAAGUACUUCUAUGACAUUAAAGAUCGUGGGAACUUCCAGGUUAAUCCAGAUUAUAAAGGAGUUUGCCACAUUGCUCUUGCCCAAGAAGGUCACUGCAGACCUGGAGAGGUUUUGCUAGGGACAGACUCUCAUACAUGUAAUGCUGGAGCUUUUGGGCAAUUUGCUACUGGAAUUGGCAAUACAGAUGCAGGUUUUGUGUUGGGUACCGGAAAGCUUUUACUCAAGGUGCCUCCAACUUUGAGAUUUGUCAUGGAUGGUGAAAUGCCCAAUUACUUGCUUGCUAAAGACUUGAUUUUGCAAAUUAUUGGUGAAAUAUCUGUGGCUGGUGCUACAUACAAAACAAUGGAGUUCGCUGGCACCACAGUUGAAAGCUUGAGUAUGGAAGAAAGAAUGACAUUAUGCAACAUGGUUGUUGAAGCUGGUGGAAAGAAUGGUGUCAUCCCAGCCGAUAAAACAACAUAUGACUAUCUUAAGGACAAGACAUCUGUGCCGUAUGAACCUGUUUAUAGUGAUGGAGGAGCCAGAUUUCUUAAAGAAUACCGAAUUGAUAUCUCCAAGUUGGAGCCUUUGGUGGCAAAGCCGCAUUCACCUGAUAAUCGUGCUUUGGCUAGAGAAUGCAAAGAUGUGAAAAUCGACAGAGUAUAUAUUGGAUCUUGUACUGGUGGAAAGACAGAGGAUUUCAUGUCUGCUGCAAAACUUUUCCAAGCUUCUGGAAAGAAAGUGAAGGUUCCAACUUUCCUUGUUCCUGCUACUCGACAGGUGUGGAUGGACAUAUAUAGUCUCCCGGUUCCAGGAUCUGGUGGUAAAACAUGUUCCGAGAUUUUUCAGGAAGCUGGUUGUUAUGAACCUGCUAGUCCUAGUUGUGGUGCUUGUCCUGGCGGACUUCCAGACACUUAUGGGCGGCUCAAUGAACCUAAGGUCUGUGUCUCGACCACGAACAGGAACUUUCCAGGUAGAAUGGGGCACAUUGAAGGUCAGAUAUAUCUUGCAUCACCAUAUACAGCUGCAGCAUCAGCAUUGACUGGUUAUGUCACUGAUCCUAGAGAGUUUUUGAUGUGAAGUUCUUGAGAGUAAUUCAUUCUCAAAGUUGGACAAUAUGCUUUACACUAGUAUAUGAGAGGGCUAAGCUCUUGCUUUUGAUGUUAUGGUAUUCCAUUAAAGGGCUGUUUUAUUCUGUUUUUCAUAAUUUUGGUUUUUAUGUUUUGGAACUUGUGUUUGAACAAAAAGUUUAAGGCUC